This is a messenger RNA of Portunus trituberculatus (swimming crab), 5078 nucleotides long. Its product is annotated as chaoptin-like. Gene Ontology annotation, molecular function: protein binding. The transcript is spliced from 6 exons. Bases 435 to 4460 code for a protein of 1341 amino acids. The record is from RefSeq and is a predicted model, not a curated record. NCBI's taxonomy places the organism in Eukaryota, Metazoa, Arthropoda, Malacostraca, Decapoda, Portunidae.
GAAAUACAGAAGCAGGCAGAGAGUUCCAGAGUUCACUUCCAAUACCAUAUCCUAACCUAACCUAACCUAACCUAACCCAGCCUAACCUAACCUAACCUAACCUAACCUCACCCAUUACUAUUCAACCCUCUAAUACCAUUCCCAUACAUUCCUAACCUACCAUUCUACUAGCACUCCCUCCACCACGCACAACGCCCACGCCCCGCCACGCCCACGUCUUACCAACGCCACGCCAACGCCAACGCCAGCUUCCCACCAACACCACGCCAUGCCACGCCACGCCCACACCAUGCCACGCCACGCUAUCCCACGCCUGCGCCACGCCCUCACGGAAGCACAGAAGGCAAGAACAGAAAGGGCGUGGGGCGUGACACUCUCCAAGCACCUAAGUUGAUAAAGGUGCGGGCGGGCCGCUAGGUGAGGCCGCCCCCGCCAUGACCCGGCUGUGGGUGGCGCCCCUAUUGUGGGUGGUGGUGGCGGCCGCGAGCGGAGGCGGGCUGGUAGCGGCGGGGGAGCUGGUGACGGGCACGGCCUGUCCAACGUGGGAGGAGAACCCAUGGUGUCCGUGCUACCAGUUCGAUGACGGUGUGUUCCUGGAGUGCCCCAUGGUGUCCCUGGCCACGGUGGGCAAGGUGCUGGGCCUCGUGCGCCGCCCUGUUAAGUCACUCAGCAUCUAUGACCUGGACACCAACAUCACCUCGCUCCCCGCGGGCGUGUUCAGCCGCAGCGCGGGCGUCACCAGCUUGCAGAUCUCCCAGUCCAGCCUGCAGGACGUGACGGAGGGCAGCUUCCGCGGCCUGGAGGACUCCCUGCAGAGCCUCACCAUCAUGCACAGCCGCCUCAAGAACGUGCCGCACGCCGCGCUGCAGCGCCACCAGCGCCUGCGCGCGCUGGACCUGGAGGCCAACAACAUCACAGAGCUGCAGAGCUACAGCUUCUUCAACAUGCACCUCGUCACGCUCAACCUCAAGGGCAAUGGCAUCCGCCUCAUCUCAGAGUACGCCUUUAACGGCCUGGAGGACACCCUUGAGGAACUCAACUUGAUGAACAACAAGCUAAAGCAGCUGCCCAUCCCCGCGCUGCGCCGCCUCGCCAAGCUGCAGACGCUCAAGGCCACCUACAACACUAUCUCCGAUGUGGCCAGCGACGGCUUCUCGCGGCUGCCGGCCCUGCGCGCGCUAGAUCUCAGCAGCAACCGCUUCACGGAGCUGAGCGCGGACACGCUGGCCACCAUGCCGGCGCUGGUGUCGCUGCUGCUCUACAUGAACCACAUCUCGCACAUUGCGCCGGACACCUUCGUCAACAACGGGGACUUGCAGUCCCUGUACCUGAGCCACAACCAGCUGCUGCAGCUGUCGCCGCAGACCUUCUCCUACACCCCCGCCAUCAGGUUCAUCGACCUGGCCGACAACCACCUGCACUCCAUCGGCGACGGUCUGUUCGCCAACCUACCGGAGCUGCAGGAGCUGUUCCUGUACAACAACAACCUGCUCAGGCUGCACAACAACACCUUCGCCAACUCCACCAAGCUGUCCGUGCUGUACCUGCGGCACAACGAGCUGCACACCAUCGAAACGGGCGCCUUCGCCACCACGGAGCUGCUCUUCAACCUGCAGCUCAGUUCAAACAACCUGCAGCGCAUCCCGCCGGGCCUGUUCUCCGCCGCGCGCAGCCUCAGCUCGCUGAGCCUCGAUGACAACAAGCUGCGCGAGCUGCCCGAAGGACUGUUCCGCCACCUGGGGGAGCUGCGGGAACUGCGGCUGCAGGGCAACAGGCUGGGCAGCGUGUCACGCGGGGUGUUCUCGCCGCUGCCCAACCUGCUGGAGCUUCACCUGCAGGACAACAGCAUCCGGCACAUCGCCAAGGAGGCGUUCUCCUCCCUGGAGAACCUGCAGCACCUCAACCUGGAAAACAACCUGGUGGAGGAGCUGCCCGACGCCCUCAGCCGCUACCCCGCCAACCUCAUCACGCUCAAGCUGUCCAGGAACCAGAUCCGCUCCAUCCACCCCGACGCCUUCCGCGGCCAGAACAAGCUGGAGAUCUUCUGGAUCAACGACAACAACCUCACCACCGUCUACAACGUCAUGUUCAGCGACCUUUCCUCCCUGCAGGAGCUCUACCUAGAGAACAACAGGAUCUCCACCAUUCAGGACCGCAGCUUCAAGAAUAUGAAGAAGCUGAAGCGCCUCAAUCUGUCUGGCAACCAGCUACAGCACGUCAGCUCGCCGCUGUUCGAGGGGCUGCGUUCCCUGGAGCGGCUGCACCUGGCCCACAACCGUAUCAUGGACGUAGAGCCGCAGACCUUCCAGCGGCUGAAGCGCCUAGUGGAGCUGGACCUGUCCCACAACGAGAUCUUCGUGGUGCGGCGGUACAUGUUCGAGGGCACCAUUCCCCUGGCGCGCCUGCUGCUGCGCGGCUCCAUGAUCACCGACAUUGACCCCGACGCCUUCACGGACCUGCUGUACCUGGAGGAGCUGGACCUCAGCACCAACAGACUCAAGCACCUUAAUCGAUUCUUCCUCAACGUGCGCAGCAUCAAGCGCCUCAGCGUCGCCGACAACCAGCUGGACAACAUCGAGGAGGACGCCUUGUACGGCUUGCCCAGCCUGCAGACCCUGGACCUCAGCGGCUGCGGCCUGCACCAACUGCCGCCCCACCUGCUGGCCGAGGCCUCGGAGCUGCGCGUGCUGCAUCUGGCCAGGAACAGCUUUAGGGGCCUCACGGCGGCGCUCUUCCAGAAGAUGAAGGGUCUGCGGGAGGUGGACCUGUCCCACAACAACCUGACCAGCCGUGUGCUAGACUCCCUGCAGGGCCUCACCAAGCUGGAGGUCCUCAACCUCAACGGCAACCCAGUGGAGGAGCUGACGGGCUCCCUCAAUGACCUGGACGGCCUGCGCGAGGUGCUGCUGGCGGACACGCGGCUGUGGAGGAUGGAGAACACUGUGUUCGGGCGCCUCAAGCACCUGCGCCACCUGGACCUUUCCGGCAAUCAGCUGCGCACGCUGCCGCCGGGAAUCUUCGCCAACCUGAGCGUGGAGCGCCUCAGCCUGGCGGACAACGCCUUCAUGCAGAUCCCCAACGCCAUGUUCGUGGACGGCAUGCCCGCCCUGCAGACCCUCAAUAUGUCCGGCAACCCGCUGCGCCGCGUGACGGGCCCCCUGGUGGCCGGUGGCCCGCCCCUCGCUAUGCUGGAGGAGCUGGAGGCCGUCAGGACCAACUUGACGCUGCUCACCAGCCACGACCUGCUGCUGACGCCCAACCUUCGCAGGCUGCACCUCGCCCACGCCGCCAUCGCUAAGAUCUCGCCGGGCUGCUUCAGGAAUCUCACCUACCUCACACACCUCAACCUCGCCUUCAACCACCUGGAGCUGCUGCCGCGCGAGAGACUGCGCGGCCUCAAGUCCCUCUCGCACCUCAACCUCACCGGCAAUAUCCUCAAGAAGCUCGACCAGCUGCCCUCCGGCUCACAGGCACUCAAGGUACUCGACGCCUCGGCCAACAUGCUGACGGGGCUGGAGGAGGCCACCUUCAAACACAGCACUGGGAUCGAGAGACUGAUACUCUCCUCAAACUGGCUGGCCACUAUACACCCCCGCGCCUUCUCCCCACUGGCCACCUUGCAACACCUUGACCUGGCUGAUAAUUACCUGGAAAGGCUCGGAACGGCGGUGUUGCGGCCCGUGGAGAGGAGCCUGGUGUCCCUGAGCCUUGGGGAUAAUCCGUGGAAUUGUGGGUGUGAGGUCAAGGAAAUGUGGGCGUGGUUGCAGGAUCAUCUCUCUCGUGUGCCUGACCCAGCCGCCCUCACCUGUGCCCAGCCUAAGGGUCUGGAGGGGCGCGCCUUCCUGCUGCUUCCGUCGUCGGCGUUCUGUCCCCAGCCAGUGGUGCUGCGCCUCGCCAUUCAGGACAUCCAGAGCCAGUCACUGCUCGUGUCCUGGCAGGCCACCAACUCAUCCGCUGUGUACGGCUUCAAGGUGUCGUAUCAGCGCACGGCAGGGGACGGGCGUGUGCUGGGCAGCCUGAACACCAAGAGUCUGCCGCCCUCGCCACGUACAUACCAGCUCGAGGGCCUCCUGCCGGGCGCUAGUUACGUGGUGUGUGUGCAGGGCCUCACCACCGCCGCCCGCCCCGUCAGCCGCGCACGCCCACACACCUACCUGGACGCCCCCACCCAGCCCACGCAGCCUCAGGACUUGGACACGAAAUGCACACGCGUCAAGACCCUGGAGCAGCCUCAGGCCCACGUGGUGCUCAACAACCGCCUGGCCAUCAUUAUCGGAGUCUCCCUGGGCAUCUUCAUCUUCAUCGUCACAGGAACCAUUGUCUGCUGCUGCCAAGUGUGCAAGAACAGACGCGAGCAGGAUAAGCCAGAGCCGCCCCCAGCUAAGGACUUCCUCUCCUACAGGCACUUCUCCCUCCCUGGCAACGACGCGAACUCCUACGAAGGAUACACCGCUUGUUAAUCCCUUUCAGUACUGGGACGUGUUUUUACCGUGAGAUUUGUGUGCGAUUGGGGGAUUUUAUUGACUUUAGGAAGGGUCUAUGGUGGUCAGAAGAUUAAUGGCUACAGUCUUCACUAUUUCAACUCCUUCAUUACCGGGACGAGUUUUUACCUUGAGAUUUGUGUACGAUUGGACCAUUUUAGGAAGAGUCUAUGGUGGUCACAGAAUUAAUGGCCACAGUCUUCACUAUUCUAAUCAACCGAAAUGAGUUUUUUUUUUUUGUUUAAAAUCACCAAAUAGAACUGCACGUGAAAGAAAAAGGAAAUGGUAGAAGUAGGAGGAAAAAUAAAAACAAUCUAGACAGGAAUGAAAGUAGAAACUGUGAUGGAAAAUGAAAAAUUUGUGAGAAACAUGAAAUGGGAGGAAAAUGAAUGGAAAAAGGUUAAAAAGCUUGGAAAAAGUGAAUUAAUUGAUUAGAAAAGAAAUGAAUCGAAAAAUGGCGGAAAGAAAUCCAGAAAAAUGCUGAAAAGGGAAAGUAAAAAAAAAAGGAAUGAAGAAAGACCUCAAACAAAUUACUUCAAUAUAUAAAAGAAGAAAAUUAACAAAAAAAAAACAAUAAAACCGUAAAAAUAAAGAAAA